Molecule: messenger RNA, 357 nt
Organism: Marasmius oreades (fairy-ring Marasmius)
Lineage: Eukaryota; Fungi; Basidiomycota; Agaricomycetes; Agaricales; Marasmiaceae
Exons: 1
Coding region: 1-357 (118 amino acids)
Source: RefSeq, a predicted model, not a curated record
AUGGUUGGUCCGCAGGAUCCACUACAGCACACCUUCUCCGACACAGUGCUGGGCGCCCUACGACUUGACACAUCGGGUGCGAACACGCGAGACAUCCUUCCUCAUUUAUGGCAGCUCAACAUAGAUAGUUCGGUCAAGAAUUGGUCAGACCACGGUCUGGUGAGUAUGCUUGCUUCCCGUAGGGACAUCGACCACCGUUCACCUGCAGGGAGUGUGUCACGCCUCAAGUAUCUUUACAUUAACCAUUUAGGGGACGGAAUUGGAUUCGAAGAUGCAGCGGCCGCUGCCCAGCUGAGGACAUUGAUAGAGGGAGGACUCGUUGUCACGGAUUGGAACGGCAAGGCCAUCAUUAUAUGA